UCGUCCAUAACCAAGAUUAAGCUGUGAAGGGUACUUGAACCCUAAUCCCCCCUUAACCUUACAAACCACAGAGAGAGCUUCGCAACACAAAGGAACAAUGGGAGUGGAGAAGGAGGUGCUGAGAUCUGGAACCGGUCCCAAACCCGUCCCAGGACAGUUGGUCACUGUCCACUGCACCGGAUUCGGGAAAAAUGGCAACUUGUCUGAGAAGUUUUGGAGCACAAAGGACCCUGGACAGAAGCCUUUCUCAUUCAAAAUCGGUCAAGGCUCAGUUAUAAAAGGAUGGGAUGAAGGUGUGCUUGGCAUGCAACUGGGAGAAGUUGCUCGUCUCCGGUGCUCCCCAGACUAUGCUUACGGCGCCAGUGGGUUCCCUGCAUGGGGCAUACAACCAAAUUCAGUGUUGGUCUUUGAAAUUGAAGUUCUGAGUGCUCAGUAAUCCAAUCUCUUUGCACUGCUAAUGUAGUUUGUUAUGAUCAGAUCUGCUUUUGGCUGCGUUUUGUUUUUUAAAUCUAUCCAGAGAUAGUUUGUAUGUUUAAAUUCAGGUAACUUUUGAAUCUCCUGGUCAUGAAGCAGUAUCUGCUUCUAUUAUAAGUGCAUUAAUAAGAAGUGCUUAGUGUGCUUUAAUGAUGUCCA
This is a messenger RNA of Cucurbita pepo subsp. pepo (vegetable marrow), 633 nucleotides long. It is a transcript of the gene FKBP12, whose product is annotated as FK506-binding protein 12. Gene Ontology annotation, cellular component: cytoplasm. NCBI's taxonomy places the organism in Eukaryota, Viridiplantae, Streptophyta, Magnoliopsida, Cucurbitales, Cucurbitaceae. Gene Ontology annotation, molecular function: peptidyl-prolyl cis-trans isomerase activity. The record is from RefSeq and is a predicted model, not a curated record.